Messenger RNA from Hippocampus comes (tiger tail seahorse), 3202 nucleotides. RefSeq names its product BTB (POZ) domain containing 3b (gene btbd3b). Gene Ontology annotation, biological process: cerebral cortex development; dendrite morphogenesis; neurogenesis. Lineage: Eukaryota; Metazoa; Chordata; Actinopteri; Syngnathiformes; Syngnathidae. The transcript has 4 exons. Gene Ontology annotation, cellular component: cytosol. The coding region runs from base 595 to 2148 and encodes 517 amino acids. The record is from RefSeq and is a predicted model, not a curated record. Gene Ontology annotation, molecular function: protein binding.
UCUAUGCUCUCCAAUUUAAUCACCGUAGUCAGCAGAACGAGUGGCCAGGCAGAGCAGCGCAGCAUCCACCAACGCAGCAUCCAGGAUGACGACUGCGCUCAUGGAGGAAGCAAGAGAAGGAAGUGCUGAGGAGAAUGUGUAAGCGCUCCAAAGAGGAGAGAGUGAGCUGUCAAGAACGACACAGCUGGAGUAAGAGUGGGAGACGAGAGGGAUCGAGGCAUCAUCACUGUCUGUGUGAGCACCACUGCAGCAGCACUAAAUCUGGGGCUGUCAGAGCAGCCCUCAGCAGAGCGACAAGGGGGGAAAGAGGCUAGUUCAAGAGCGGGUCUCAUCACCCUGAAUCAGCAAUGGGAUUCCCAAGAGCAGAUCGAAGUUCACCCAGGAAAAAAGUGGAUCACAAGUCCAGACGUGCCGCCUCAGAGAAAUAAAGAGACAAGCAAGUUUGGAAGUCUCCUAGUGGAUUAGUGAGUGCUGCACUGCGUCCGAGUCGGGCAACCUGCGCUGUCAUCUUCCCAGGUCCUCCAUCGCAGCCGUCUGCUCCCGGUGAAUGUCCUUUCUGCGCGCUCUUCCACUGCUCAGCAGUUGAACACACUCAUGGUCGAUGCCAAGGGAAGGAACAUGAAAUGUCUGACUUUCUUCUUAAUGCUGCCUGAGUCAGUCAAAAGCAAGUCAAGCAAAAGCUCCAAGAAGGGGAAUGCCAGUGGCAGCCCCAAGCUGCCCCCAGUCUGCUAUGAGAUUAUCACUCUGAGGAACAAGAAGAAGAAGAAGAUGGCAGCGGACAUAUUCCCCACCAAAAAGACGGCACCUGCCACCACAGUGCAACAGUACCAGCAGCAGAACCUCAACAACAAUAACACCAUACAUAACUGCAACUGGCAAGGACUCUACUCUACCAUCAGAGAAAGAAAUUCCGUAAUGUACAACAAUGAGCUGAUGGCAGAUGUUCACUUUGUGGUGGGUCAGCCUGGAAGGACCAAGCGCCUGCCAGGACACAGAUAUGUCUUGGCUGUGGGCAGCUCAGUAUUUCACGCCAUGUUUUAUGGUGAACUGGCUGAAAACGAUGACGAGAUUCAUAUUCCAGAUGUGGAACCAGCUGCCUUUCUGGCAAUGUUAAAGUACAUCUACUGUGACGAGAUUGACCUAAGUGCUGAUACAGUCUUAGCCACUCUCUACGCUGCUAAAAAGUACAUUGUACCCCACCUGGCCCGUGCCUGCGUGAACUUUCUGGAGACCAGCCUGAGCGCCAAGAACGCCUGCGUGCUGCUCUCCCAGAGCUGCCUGUUCGAAGAGCCCGAGCUGACUCAGCGCUGCUGGGAUGUGAUUGACGCCCAGGCCGAGCUGGCGCUCCGCUCCGAGGGUUUCUGCGACAUCGACUCCCAAACCCUGGAGAGCAUCCUUCAGCGAGAGACACUCAACGCUAAAGAGAUCGUUGUCUUCGAGGCGGCACUCAGCUGGGCUGAAGCAGAGUGUCAGAGACAGGAGCUCACCUCGUCCACUGACAACAAGCGGAAGGUUUUGGGCAAGGCCAUGUACCUGAUACGCAUCCCCACCAUGGCUCUGGAUGACUUUGCCAAUGGGGCGGCCCAGUCGGGCGUGCUGACCCUUAAUGAGACCAACGACAUCUUCCUUUGGUACACAGCUGCCAAGAAGCCUGAACUUCAGUUCGCCAGCCAGCCAAGGAAGGGCCUGACGCCCCAGCGCUGCCACAGGUUCCAGUCGUGCGCCUACCGAAGCAAUCAGUGGCGUUAUCGGGGCCGCUGCGACAGCAUCCAGUUCGCUGUGGACAAAAGAGUUUUCAUCGCCGGUUUCGGACUCUACGGCUCCAGCUGCGGGUCAACCGAGUAUAGCGCCAAGAUAGAACUCAAACGCCAAGGAGUGCUGAUGGGACAAAACCUGAGCAAAUACUUCUCGGAUGGCUCCAGCAACACUUUCCCCGUGUGGUUUGAGUACCCGGUGCAGAUCGAGCCUGAUACCUUCUACACCGCCAGUGUGGUUCUUGAUGGCAAUGAGCUGAGCUACUUUGGACAGGAAGGCAUGACAGAGGUGCAGUGUGGGAAGGUGACAUUUCAAUUCCAGUGCUCGUCAGACAGCACGAAUGGCACAGGGGUGCAAGGAGGUCAGAUUCCUGAGCUUAUCUUCUACGCCUAACGUUUGCACUUGAGAUGAACGAGGACUUUGUGUAGUGUGGCCUGGUAUUUAUUUUUUCUACCACUGUUAUAUACUCUUUGACUUAUGAAAAAAAAACAUCUUAAGUGUCAUGUGUAAUUUAGACGACUGGUUUCCCCGAUGAAGGCUAGAAAUAUCUCAAAUGUUGGCGUGCAGAAAUAAACUGGAGAAAAUAAUGAGAAAUCUAUCUUGCACUUGGUGAGCAUGUACAUAUGAAUAUAUGUAAAUUGUUAAAUGUUUAUGAGGGCACACUCAUGGCUGAGGAUGACCUCAGAAAUAGCUUUUAUGAUGAAUAGCUACAGUACACUUCUUAUUUCCAUCCAUGUUCGCAUAUAUAGCAGCGCUACAUCACAUUCUUCUGUAUUAUCUAAUAAGUAUUUCAUGCGAUUAUCUGUCUGGAUUGUCAGCAUUAUAAUGGAGGGGAAUAUAAAUACAUAGACUUACAGUCAAAGCACUGUGUUUAACACUCAUCAAGCAUUUGUAUUUGGGUGGUUGUGCUGCUUUUUGGUACUUUGAAUCUACUAACGAUGAGAGGUCUUAGAUUAGAGAGCACGAUGAGACACUUGUUUCUCACUGUAGCAUGUUGCUCUGCACUUACAAUCACCCCUCUCACUAUAACACCAUCAGUGUUGUUAUGCCCGCAGUAAACAUACAUAAAUGAUCAUUAAAAAGUGAAGUUAUCCCCAUUCAUGUCGUAUUGCAUUGCAGCCUAAUGUGUACUGCUAAUUGUUUUUGCACCUUAGGUUUGUUUCACAGGGACAAGAUCAAUAGUGGAUUGCUGUGUGGGUGUGUGUGAGGCGGGUGGGGGGAGCACACGUAAAGUGUGCGUACUGUGUUGCUGCAUUGCACUGAUGUUUUGUAACCAGAGGUUAUUUUUUUCAGUUCUUCCAGAUAUUUUGGGGGACUCAAAUUUAAAAUAUGGCAUAAAAACGUCCACAUUGGUCUGAUGAGGACGAAAGAUGGUGUUUACAUGUGGGGUGACUACUGAAUGUGGAUGAUUGUUGAUGAAGCAAAUAAAGAACAACAAAGCUACUCA